AAUUUUUAUGCAUAUCUUUGCAAAAAUCUCUAGAUAUAGAUAAAGUUUUAAUAUAUCCUCUAACGCCAGUGCCAUUAUCAAUGUGUCACAUGGAUGGAUCUAUUUGCAAAACUAAUAAGGCAGCUCUAUUAAAAGUACUCGAGCAGCAGAUUGAGCCGCAUACUCCGGAGCAUACUAACGUGAAGGUGUUCGAUGGAUUUUUUAUGCUUCAUUUGAUGAGGGAAAUUCCAGCUACUUACGGAAACAUAUCUACUAAAAUUUUAAGUACAUUUUUCCUUCAAUCAAAGAUAAUGAACAUUCUUUAAGAGGAAUGCAAGUCACACAAUUCCACAUCGAGGGACCAGAUCAAAUACGUUCUUCUGAUUUCAGUAACGACUUGAAAACGCUAAUUUUAAAGAGGCGUUAGUGAAUUUUAUUAUACAGCACUGGACACUUGAUCACGCAGCACCUUUCAUUGGCAAUAAAACUAUUUAUAUUAAUUAUGAUCAGUGCUAUAAAUAUAAAGUAAAUAAUGGCCAUGUAGAAAGGACACACGAUGUUUUAUUAAGCUGCCCAGCGCAUGAAGAAGCGGAUACGAAGAUAGUUUUCCACGUCUGUCAAAUAGAUUACGACGCACAUGUCACGAUAAGAUGCUCGGAUACUGACGUGGCCAUUAUAAUGCUUUCUAACAUGAGUGCCUUAAGUAACGCUGAUGUUAAAGUUUCAAUGGAAGCCGGAGUCGGUAAUAAUCAGCGCUUUAUUAACAUUAGCAAGUUGUAUGAAACGUUGGGCCCUAAAUUAAGCGCCGCGCUGCCGGCUUUCCAUGCAUUGACGGGUUGCGACUAUAAUCCGUCAUUUUUCAAGAAAGGAAAAAGCCGGCCGUAUAAAAUUUUACAAAACUCAGAACGUUUUAUCGAUAGUUUUAUCAAACUAAGCAACGCACCUGACGACGAGUUGCAGAAUACGUUUGAUAUUAUAGAAGAAUAUGUUUGUCGUAUGUAUGGAUUCAAAAAAAUCAACAAAGUCAAUGAAGCACGAGUUGCAACAUUUUUGAAGACGUACAAGGUUUUACAAAACGAUGACAUAUUCCGGUUACCGAAGAAUAAUAUCGACGGAUCAGCUCUGCCUCCCUGCAAAAUUGAGCUGCACCAACAUUUGCUGCGGACAACAUACAUAGCAAAUAUUUGGGCACAUGCUCAUAUUCAGGUUCCAACGGCAUUACAUCCGACUGAUUUUGGAUGGGAAGAAGAUGAGGGAAAAUUCAAUUUUAAAUGGUUCGAGGGUGACCAGCUACCCGCUACCCUUGGUGAUAUAACUAUCGAUGAUGGCGAUGACCAAAAAAGUACUGAAGAUCCUGACGAAGAUCUUUCACGGGUCGACAUCGCUGUCAGUGAUAAUGACAGCGAUAAUGAGUACGAUGGCGAUGAAUCCGAAGAAAGCGAAAUUUAAAAUAUUAGCUAUUCACGUAUUAGCACACUAUGUAUAUUUAUUUUGAAUUUUAGUAUGCUUUUUGUAAAUAAAUAAUACAUUUUUAAGUAAUUAAUAGUAAACCUACUUUUUAUUAUCCUCCUUUAGAGCA
Messenger RNA from Rhagoletis pomonella (apple maggot), 1558 nucleotides. RefSeq lists its product as uncharacterized. Lineage: Eukaryota; Metazoa; Arthropoda; Insecta; Diptera; Tephritidae. The record is from RefSeq and is a predicted model, not a curated record.